Messenger RNA from Chaetomium globosum CBS 148.51, 729 nucleotides. RefSeq lists its product as uncharacterized. Lineage: Eukaryota; Fungi; Ascomycota; Sordariomycetes; Sordariales; Chaetomiaceae. The record is from RefSeq and is a predicted model, not a curated record. The transcript is spliced from 4 exons. Bases 1 to 729 code for a protein of 242 amino acids.
AUGACCGGGACUUCCCCUCUAUUUGAAAAGUUUCUAUUGCUUCACUACCAUGACAGUUGCCCAGCAUCCCAGUUCAAGCUCCUUCCGUUCAAGUGGGCAGAAGGCCACGACUUCCACAUCUUUGCAUGUUGGGAAGGCACUGUCAGCCUUCCAGGCCUCUUCAAGGCCGAUAACGACCAAGACCGCGCGUACGAGCUCGCUCAGGAAAUCGCCGGCGAUGAAGAUGGACCCGAGUCCGAGGCCCUCUGCUCCUUCGGAUACGCUGGUCUCAUGGCCGACGGGGUUAACAUUCUUGACAAAUCCGCAUUGGAGAGUGUCCGCCAAAAGCUCGACGCUGGCCUUGGUGACAAACUCAUCGGCAAGUACCGGGCCCUCGCGGCUGCUACCGACAACUCCUGGAACGAGCACGAAGCCAAGUAUAAGGUCAUCAUUCUGGGUGCACUCCUGAUGGGGACCGGCGCGAAAUCAGAGACCACGACCUUCAACAUCUCCGUCAGCUCGCUUCCGAGGUUCAAUGCAACGAGAACUUCACAGUCGCCUUUGCUGAUACAGGGUUUCGAGGUCCGGGUAAAAGGCAGUUUCUCGCCGCCCUGGACAAUUACUCGCCCGGAACUCCACGCAGUUACGAGCCAAGUUGCCGACACUGGAAAGGCCCCCUUGAAGUGCAGUGGUUGUCCGAAGGGCUGGUUCUGCGAUAAGAAAGUCGUGGAAAGGCAGAAAGGGUUGUGA